UCUGCGGGAAGGUGCCGCAGCUGAUCCUCCGUCCCCGGGACAGCCCUGCCGGGGCCGCACCUGCUGCAGGACCCCCGAGGAUGGGGCGCAAACCUCGGUGCUGCAGCACUGCCGAAGUCAUCGGCUUCGCCGGGGGUGGGAGACGAGGGCGAGCCCCAAAGGGCUGGAGCCCCGAGGGAUGGAGCGGCAGCAGGGCUGGAAGCGCUCGCCGCUGGUGGUGGCAUCACCUCCCACCCCCGAGUGUCCCCGGCCGGGCCGCGCUGGGGGCUGGCGCUGAGGCCCCCCAGGUGCAGGGCGGGGAGGAAGAGGAUGCUGCGGUCACACAGACCCAGCGAGCACUCGGGACCCGCCGGGGCAGAGGGCAGCACGGCGGUCCCGCAGUCCCGCCAUGGGGCAGCCCCCGCCACGGGGCCACCUGCUGUCCCCCGGCCUGGCCCCGUGGUGCCCGUGCUGUGGCCGCGGGGGCAGCGGGAGCGGGGCCGGCCGUGCGAGCGCUCGGCCCGGGCAGCGCCGUGACCUUGUUUCCAGCCCGCUGAUUCCCGCAUCUCGCCUGCCGCCGGCACCGCCAGCCAGCGGGGACCAGGCGCAGGGCAGGACGAGCGUGUGUCCCCAUGGAGGGACCUGGACUGGAGGCCCGCUCUGGGGGGACAGUCCCCAGCCGGGAGCCCACAGGGUCACGGGCUCCCUCGGCCCCUGCGUGGCUCUCGUUUGGAGCUGGGGUGGCCUGGCAGUUGCCUUGGGACCUUGGGGACAUUGGUGCCUGCUGGCAGCGGAGCUUGGUCCCACGGGAGCCGCUGCCGGACGUGCCCUUGGGAACGCGUCUCCUCCCGCCAGCGCUUGUAAACAGGAUGUGGAGCCAUCCCAACCCCGGCGUUGCCGUCCCUCGUCCCAGCCCCGACAGCCCACGGGCAGCAGCUCGGGGGCAGCUGUGCCUUCCCCCGCCCCUGCCCGCGCCCCGCUCCGCGGGAACAGCCAGGGCAAGGAGGUGUCGGCUCCUGGUCAUGUCCCUGGCCGUGUCCCCUGCCCUGGCUCUCUCCCGGGGCUGCGGGGACGGGGCCCCUGCGCUGACACCCCGUGAAAGGGCAGCGGGCGGGGGGCGUGGGCACCGGGGGACCCCUGCCCGCUCUCUGCCUUCCCCCCGCUCAGGCCACCCCCCAAUCACUCUUCAUCUCUUCUUGGUGACUCUGCCUCCUCCCGGCCCCUCCCUGUGCUCCUGGCAGGCCGUGGGGCGCGGGGGAGUCCUGGCUGCCCCAGAAGACCCCGAGGAGCGGCGGGGUGCCCAGGGGGAAGGUGCCCAGCCCUGUCCCCCGGAGUGCCAGGAGCUGGCUGCCGUCCCCACGCCGCAAGUCAUAAAACGUUUCCUGAAGGAGGACUCGGACGAGGCUGAGCUGACCCAGUUCCUGCGGGAUUGCCCAGCAGCUGACAGCUCCAGGAAGGUGGAGGCCCCGGAGAGCCGGCGGGAGCCCGGCCACCCCCUGGGCAGCGGGGCCAGGGUUCCUCCAGACGAAGGCAGUGACGAGAGGGACGCCAGGAUUUUCUCCCGCUCCCGGCCCGCGGAUUUCCAGCAGCACAUCGCCGCCCCCCCGCCGCCCAGCCCCAACCGCCCGCGCAGCCCCUGGGGACAGCUGGACCCCUACGACUCCUCCGAGGAUGACAAGGAGUACGUGGGCUUUGCCACGCUGCCCAACCAGGUACAUCGCAAGUCGGUGAAGAAGGGCUUUGACUUCACCCUCAUGGUGGCAGGGGAAUCCGGGCUGGGCAAGUCCACCCUGGUCAACAGCCUCUUCCUGACGGACAUGUACAGGGACCGCAAGCUGCUCAAUGCCGAAGAGCGCAUCACACAGACAGUGGAGAUCACCAAGCACGUGGUGGACAUCGAGGAGAAGGGGGUCAAGCUACGCCUGACCAUCGUGGACACGCCGGGCUUUGGGGACGCCGUCAACAACACCGAGUGCUGGAAGCCGGUGGCCGACUACAUCGACCAGCAGUUCGAGCAGUAUUUCCGUGACGAAAGUGGCCUCAACCGGAAAAACAUCCAGGACAACCGAGUGCACUGCUGCAUCUACUUCAUCUCGCCCUUCGGCCACGGGCUCCGGCCCCUGGACGUGGAGUUCAUGAGAGCCCUGCACCAGCGCGUGAACAUCGUGCCCGUGCUGGCCAAGGCUGACACCCUGACCCCCGCCGAGGUGGAGCGCAUGAAGAACAAGAUCCGGGAGGAGAUCGAUCACUAUGGCAUCCGCAUCUACCAAUUCCCUGAGUGCGACUCGGACGAGGAUGAGGAGUUCAAGCUGCAGGACCAGGCACUGAAGGAGAGCAUCCCCUUCGCCGUCAUCGGCAGCAACACGGUGGUGGAGGCCAAGGGCCGGCGCGUCCGCGGGCGCCUCUACCCCUGGGGCAUCGUGGAAGUGGAGAACCCGUCCCACUGCGACUUCGUGAAGCUGCGCACGAUGCUGGUGAGGACGCACAUGCAGGACCUGAAGGACGUGACGCGGGAGACGCACUACGAGAACUACCGCACACAGUGCAUCCAGAGCAUGACCCGCAUGGUGGUCAAGGAGCGCAACCGCAACAAGCUGACCCGGGAGAGCGGGACAGACUUCCCCAUCCCCGUGAUCCCCCCGGUGCCGGACGUGGAGACCGAGAAACUCAUCCGGGAGAAGGACGAGGAGCUGCGGCGGAUGCAGGAGAUGCUCCAGAAGAUCCAGAAGCAGAUGAAGGACUCGCACUAGCCCGUCCCUCCUCCUCCUCCUCCUCCUCGUCCUCCUCCUGGCCCCAUCAGAAAUGUUUACAUCACGCUCCUCCCGCCCGGCCCCGCUGCCAGACUCGGUACCAACACCCACCCACCACCUUAAGCUGCGGCAUCGCCUUAUCCAACCCCCAGCGCCCGCGGGGACACCCGGGGACAGCGAGGGGACACCGGGGACAGCGAGGGACAGGGCACCCAGCCCGGGUUCCCCUGCCCUGCUUUCCCCCAAUCACUGGGGACAACUUGGUUCCCCCAGGCUUUGGUUUCCCGUUUCUCCACAGCUCUGGGGAGGGCCCUGGCCAGCCUGGUCCCCACAGCGUGUCCCUUGUCCCCGUGUCACCCUGGGCUCCCUGCUUACAGCCUUUAUGCUCAGCUUGGCCCUGGCUUAAGGGAAGAGGAAAAGGGGGCGCUGGUGCCAGCCCCACAAUGCCCCAGCUGCUGAGGGGGACAGGGCUGUUCCCCUGGCCUUGGCUGGCGUGGAGGGACAGCAGCUCCUGGGGACCACAGGGGACAGAGGGGAUGGAGGGACAGCCAAGGGACAGCCACCAUCCUGCUCCCUGCCAGCACCAGUGCAGGGACACUGUGUCCAGCCCUGUGGACACAUGGAGCAGUGGGAGACACUCACCCUGUCCCCACAGAGUGACAGCAGGGCUGUGGCACGAGGAGCACUGGGGAAUUGGUGUCCCCAGGGAAAAUCCCUUGAACCCCAAAUCAGAGGCUGGGCACCCCCAGCCUGCCGUGAUGUUGGCCCUGUAAAGCAAUAAUGAGUGUCCUGUGCCCCUGGCACCUCUCACCCCAUGGCAACAGCGCCGGCCCUGGCUGGAAUUUCAGCCCCUGCUGCCACUUGCUUGUCUGUGGUGUCCUGUGUGCCCAGGAUGUCCCUGUCCCUGCUGCUUCUUGGCACAGCAGCCCUGUGUAUUCUCCAAGGAUAUCCCCAUGUGUGCUGCUUCCCAGCAAAGUGCUGCUGCGUGUCCCCAUGCCCCCCAUGGUGUCCCCAUGUCCCCCAUGGUGUCCCCAUGUUCCCCACCAUGUCCUGGUUGGUGUUGCUGCCCUACAGAGCACUGCAGCUUGUCCCCCCCUCCCCGGACUGUCCCCAUCUGUGUUGCUUUCCACAGAGCUAUGUUGCAUCUCUGUGUCCCUGUGGGAUGUCGCCAGUCAUGUCACCACCCUGCAGGGCUCUGUGUAGUGUCCCUGUGUCCCCAAGGAUGUCCCCAGCUGUGCUGCUUCCUGCAAAGCCCCACUGUGUGUCCCCAGGGCGAGCCCUGGCCACCCCUCCAGCAUCCCCAGGGAGAUGGAUCCAAACUCCUCCGGGUCUGGGAGAGCCUGCAGGGGAUGGGGAGGAUGCAGCAGGACUGGGAGCACUGGGAUGAGUGGGAUCAGUGGGAUGAGUGGAAUCUGUGGGAGCAGUGGGAUCAGUGGGGUCAGUGGGAGCACUGGGAGC
This is a messenger RNA of Melospiza georgiana, 4187 nucleotides long. It is a transcript of the gene SEPTIN4, whose product is annotated as septin 4. The record is from RefSeq and is a predicted model, not a curated record. Gene Ontology annotation, molecular function: GTPase activity; GTP binding; molecular adaptor activity. Gene Ontology annotation, biological process: cytoskeleton-dependent cytokinesis; regulation of exocytosis. Gene Ontology annotation, cellular component: septin complex; synaptic vesicle; microtubule cytoskeleton. Bases 612 to 2729 code for a protein of 705 amino acids. Lineage: Eukaryota; Metazoa; Chordata; Aves; Passeriformes; Passerellidae. The transcript is spliced from 12 exons.